AUGGCCAAGCGGAGUUGGACAAUGUAUUGUGGUGUCGAUGUCAACUUCGGCUUCAGACGAUACAACUACCCGAUGAGUUACAAUGAGAUAUUGAGCUCACUAGGGGAGGAGAACCAGACUCUUGAUGACGAAUUGAUCCAGAAAACCAUCAAGAACUUUACGAACCAGUGGCGUGUAGAUUGGACAAAGGACGACAUCAUCGGCUGGCUCAUGAAACUCGAGUAG
Parastagonospora nodorum SN15 is the source of this 225-nucleotide messenger RNA. RefSeq lists its product as hypothetical. The record is from RefSeq and is a predicted model, not a curated record. Bases 1 to 225 code for a protein of 74 amino acids. The transcript is spliced from 2 exons. Lineage: Eukaryota; Fungi; Ascomycota; Dothideomycetes; Pleosporales; Phaeosphaeriaceae.